Molecule: messenger RNA, 12390 nt
Organism: Vespa velutina
Lineage: Eukaryota; Metazoa; Arthropoda; Insecta; Hymenoptera; Vespidae
Gene: Cubn
Product: cubilin-like
Exons: 53
Coding region: 110-11263 (3717 amino acids)
Molecular function (GO): calcium ion binding
Source: RefSeq, a predicted model, not a curated record
GUGCUUCUCUUGCACAGUCUAUCAAAAACGAUAUUAAACGAAGGAUCCUCGAAAAGCGGAGAAACGAGAUGUUCUUGUGAAUAUUUGUCACUUUCGUUUAUUCAACGAAAUGGCUUCAACGAAUAUUUGGUUCACCUUAUUGCUUUAUUUUGGAUUGGCCUUUGCGUGGAUGGACGAAAGGCCAGUUCUCGAGGCACAAGAUGGUAAUUUAAUUAUAUCCAGCGCAAAGGAUAGAAAUAUCACUCUUAAAGUAUUAGGGAACGGUUAUAUCAAUGUUAAUGAAAUUAAUUUACUUCACGUCGCCUUGGCUGCUCAAAAUGCAACACGUCUGAUGGAAAGAUUGAAAGCUGGGUAUCUCGUUCAAGUGGAUAAUAAUCUCGCAAGGCUAAUCAAUCUCGUUGAAGGUCCUACAGGUUUACAAAGGAGGAUUGCUAUGUUGGAAGGAACGGGAGGAAAUAACUCGCGUUUGCCGAUUAGACGAUUGCCUUAUUCGACUGACAAUUUAACGAGAAAUAGUAUACGUCGUACUAAUGAAAGAAUACGAAGAUUGGAAGAGACAGUGAGAGAGAUCGAAAAUAAGCUGAAAGAAAACGCUUGUCAAAGUAAUCCUUGCGGAAAUGGCGGCACUUGUCAAGAUCUUUACGAAGGAUAUCAAUGUCUAUGCCCUUCUAGUUGGGAGGGACCUAAUUGCAUGACGGACGUAAACGAAUGUGCUAGAUAUCUUGGCACGGAUCUCGGAUGUCAAAACGGAGCAACCUGUUUCAAUUUACCUGGAUCUUAUAGAUGCGAUUGCCAAACUGGCUGGUUCGGACUACAUUGCACAAAAAAGGACUCCAUCUGCAACAGAGAAAACUCUCAAGAACUUUGUGGACACGGUAUAUGUAUCCCUAAACCUGGAGUCGUCACUGGUUACAUCUGUCUCUGCGAUCAAGGAUGGGAAACCGAUGGCAGGAAUCCAGCUUGUACAAGAGACGUAGACGAAUGUGCGGCGAAACAUCCACCGUGUUCCGUAAACCCUCCAGUCACCUGUUUCAAUGCACCCGGUACAUUUUUCUGCGGUGCCUGUCCUCGAGGUUAUACCGGAAAUGGUUAUUACUGCACUGACAUCGACGAAUGUUUGGAGGAUAAUGGUGGAUGUAGUACCUCGCCUCGAGUACAAUGUAUUAACACAAUGGGAUCAAGGGUCUGCGGUCCGUGUCCUCUAGGAUAUCAUGGCGAUGGAGUCUCCUGCAUCUAUGUUGGUCCUUGUAGGAUUAAUAACGGUGGUUGUCACCCGUUAGCAACCUGCAUCGAAAAUCCUGCACUUACCAGCUCUUACGUACAGUGUCGCUGUCCAGCAGGAUACCAAGGUGAUGGAGUUGGUCCGAACGGUUGUCAGCCUGCAACUGAAAUAUCGAAUAAUUCAUGCGUUAAUCAUCCUUGCGUUCAUGGCACGUGCGUUUCUACUUAUCAUGGAUUUCUCUGUAGAUGCGAUUCUGGAUACACAGGGACAACAUGCAAUACUCAAAUCGAUCCCUGCUCGCCUAAUCCUUGCAAGAACAAUGGAGUCUGCGUUGUCACCAGUGGUGCAGUGACCUGCAAUUGUUCUAGCUCUUAUACAGGAAGCAGAUGCGAGACGCAACGACAAACUUGCGGUGGUGUAUCUCGAAAUCCUAUCGGCCACUUAGAGUUUCCUAUUGGUGGGACCACUUACCAACAUGGACUCAGUUGUGCUUGGGUUUUGGUGACCAAUUAUUCUCAAAUCCUGAACGUUACCUUUACAAAUUUUAACUUGGAGGAUUCUACCGACUGUAAAUUUGAUUUCCUUCAGAUACACGAUGGUAGAAAUGCUGGUAGUCAUAUGAUAGGCAGAUUUUGUGGCAACACUUUACCCAAUAAAAAUGGAAACAUUGUUUCAUCUCACAACGCAUUGUAUUUUUGGUUUCACUCGGAUAAUACUGUAGCACACGAAGGAUUCGCUUUGCAUUGGAAUACGAUCGACCCGAUCUGUGGUGGAACUUUGGAAGAGGAUUAUGGUACAAUAACAUCACCUGGUUAUCCGGGAAGAUAUCCUCCUAAUAGAGAUUGCUAUUGGCAUAUAUCUGUAAAAGAGGGAAAAAGAGUACAAUUACAUUUCGGACAACUAAUGCUCGAAGAACAUAUUACAUGCGAAUACGAUUAUGUCGAAAUUACAACAUACAAUAAUGAACCUCUAGGUCGUUAUUGUAAUCAUAGUCGGCCUGGACCUGUCAUUGCACCUGGAAACGAAGUUACACUUUACUUUCACUCAGAUGGCUCAGGUCAAGAUGCUGGUUUCCAAAUUCAUUAUUCAACAGUAGAAGGUAUACCUGGUUGCGGUGGUAUUUUUACUUCGAAUGUUGGCUCUAUCCAUUCUCCUGGUUCUUUGUCAUCCUAUCAAGCAAAUAUAAAUUGCGAAUGGAAAAUACAAUUACGACCUGGUGAGAAAAUACAGAUCACUUGGCAGAAAUUCAGUCUUGAAGAAUCUACCAGUUGUAAUUUUGAUGCGGUCGAGAUUUAUGAUGGUGAUAGUACAAAUUCUCCAUUGAUUGGUAGAUAUUGCGGCGAUAUCAUACCGCCGACUCUUAAAUCGAGUUCCAACAACAUGGUAAUAAUAUUCACGAGUGAUUGGUCCUUCGAAACGGAAGGUUUUGCCUUAUUUUACGAAGUCAUAUGCGGCAAAGAAUUUACCGAUGAAACUGGUGUCAUUACCUCUCCCAUGUAUCCAAAUUCUUAUCACCCUAUGAAAACUUGCAUCUACGAAAUUAUCCUUCCACCAGGUAAAGCCAUCAUUCUCACUAUCCUCGAUUUGGAUUUGGAAGGAAUGGGCAGUGAUUGUUAUUUCGACUCUCUCGAAAUUUUCGACGGUGAUAACGAGAAUGCCACUAAUCUUGCCACUCUCUGUAGCUUCACAUCAUCCGAAUCAUUUUAUUCGACGUACAAUUACAUGUACCUCAAAUUUACGAGCGAUAGUAGCAUUCAAGGUCGAGGUUUUAAACUUAAUUACACCUCUGUAGAUCGGAGAUGCGGAGGGUUGUAUAGAAAUCCUAACGGAAUUAUUCAAUCACCUGGUCAAGACAGUAACUAUGAAAAUAACGAAGAGUGCACCUGGAUAAUCCAGGCACCUCCAGGAUAUGUGGUCCAACUUAACUGGUUGUGGUUCAAUCUCGAAUAUCAAAUACGUUGUAAAAACGAUUACGUUAGCGUUUAUGAAAAUAUUUCGAAAUCGGAAGAUAGUCACUUAGGAACUUAUUGUGGCAAUAAUAAACCACCUAUACUCACUUCUCGAGAACGAACGAUGGUGAUAUUCUUUGAGACCGAUUCGAGCAUCACACUAAACGGAUUUAUGGCUACGUACAUCUUUGUCGAUGUUUCCAAAGUUUGCGGUGGUUACUACGUACAGCAAAGUGGCGUUAUCCGAUCUCCUAACUAUCCAGGAAACUAUCCACGUUCGAGGGAAUGCGUAUGGGUUCUCGAAGCACCCAAUAGACAAAGGGUUACCCUUAUAGUCGAUACCUUCAAGCUUGAAGGUCAUGAAAACUGUAUGUUCGAUUACUUGGAGAUAAGAAAUGGUGGUUACGAUAAUUCACCUUUGAUCGGACGAUAUUGUGGCAGUGAUAUACCAAAACAAAUUGUCAGUCAAACGAAUCAGUUAUAUAUCAAAUUCGUAUCUGAUAAUUCACUAACAGAAGCGGGUUUCAGUAUCGAUUGGGAUAAUACAGCGGAAGGAUGUGGUGGAACAUUAAGUUCCACUAAAGGCGAUAUUAUAUCACCGAAUUAUCCACAAGCAUAUAGCCGAAAUGCCGAAUGCAUCUGGAGAAUCGCUGUUGCCGCAGGCAAUACAAUAGAUCUUUUUAUAAUUGAUCUUGAUUUGGAAGAUCAUGCAAAAUGCAGAUACGAUUAUGUAGAGAUAUCCGAAGGCACCUCUCGUACACGAAAUGACGAACGUUAUUGCCAUACUCAUCCAUCGAUUAUAAAUACAAAAUCGAACAUAGUGACCAUUCGUUUCCGUAGCGACUUUACCAUAUCCGCUCGUGGCUUCCACAUUAAAUAUGAAACCGUAUGUCACAACACGGUACGCGGUUUCUGGGGCGUCAUAGAAUCACCUAAUUUCCCGAACAAAUACGAACAUUCGAUAAACUGUAGUUGGAUAAUCAACGCACCAAUCGGUAACAAAAUUAAUCUGACGUUCUCUCAUUUCAAUUUGGAACAAAUCGGUGAACAAGAUAGUUGUCAUUACGAUUAUCUCGAGAUCAAACAAGGCUCAAACAACCAAUCCAAUAGCGAACUCGGCAAAUUUUGUGGCUCAGACAAUCUUCCUCCAAAAAUUCACUCAACGGAACAUCAAGUUUUUAUCAAUUUCUUUACCGACGAUUAUGUCACCAACAAUGGCUUUCGAUUGGAAUGGUUAGUCGAUGGUUGUGGUGGACAUUUGACUAGACCUUCGGAUAUGUUCACCUCUCCGGAUUAUCCAACACCAUAUCCGCGGUCAGUUAGAUGUGAAUGGCUAAUUGAAGUCGAUUAUAUGCAUAGUAUCGAAAUCACCUUGCACGAUGUCGACAUUGAAAAUCAACAGAUUUGUCAAUACAACUCCGUAACGAUCUACGGAGGGGAAGAUGAAAGUGCACCAAAAUUAGUUACUUUAUGUCAUUCCAAUAAACCGCUUAUCUACACUAGUUCCGGUAACAAAAUGUUCGUCACGUUUGAUGGGAACCCCUUUUACUCUUCUCGCGGUUUUAAAGCGAGCUACAAAAGCAUUCCUUUGAGAUGUGGUGGAAGAUUUACAGUGAACUCCGGCGUCAUUCAUACGACCAAUUAUCCCCUCAAUUACCCGCAUAAUCAAAACUGCGAAUGGUUGUUACAAGUUGAUAAAAAUCACGUGGUGAAUAUUACCUUCGAGGACUUUGAUAUCGAGGAUAGCAGAAACUGUACCGAAGAUUACGUAAAAAUAUUCGAUGGACCAAGCAAAGACAAUUACUUGAUGGGUACUUACUGUCGAAAUCAGCUUCCUCCCUCUUAUAUUUCGACAGGUAACGAAAUGUUAGUUGUUAUGAGAAGCGACAGUAUAAUAUCUGCAAAAGGAUUCAAGGCCAGAUACAAAGCAGCAUGCGGUGCUCGUAUAAUCGUGAAGGACCAAGGCUUGCUCACAGAAUCCAGCGGUAAUAUGAAUAAUGAUUUAUUCAAUUGUACUUGGAUACUCGUAGCCGAAAAUCCUGCCGAUCACGUGACAGUAUCUUUCACGCAUAUGGAUAUCAACCCGUUACAAUUUUAUAAAAACAUGAUUGAAGGAGACCCGUGUUCUAUAGAAUAUCUGCAGGUAAUCGAAGGCGAAUAUAUGGAUGGACCUGUUCUUGGAAAAUGGUGCAGUAACAAAAGUCCUCCACCUAUCACGAGUACUGGAAGUGCUCUCACUAUUCAUCUAUAUGCGAAAGUAAAUGGAUACAGUGAUUUCUCCGCUAUUUACAGUGUCUUAAAUUCUGCUUGCGGCGGAAAUUAUACAUCUGAACACGGAACAAUCGCAUCGCCGGGUUAUCCUAAUUCUUAUCCCCUCAAUUCCGAGUGCAUUUGGAUUUUAAAUACUUCGCCUGGAAACAAAAUAAGUAUAAUUUUUCACGAGUUCAAUAUUCAGCAAAGCGAAAAUUGUGACUUGGAUUAUCUUGAGAUUCGCGAGGAGAAUGGAAUCGGUAAACUGAUAGGCGUUUUUUGUGGCCAAGAAAUCGAUUCAAUCACAUCCUCGAGCAAACUUUGGAUCAAAUUCAAAAGCGAUAGCGAAAGUGCGGCUAAAGGAUUCCUUGCCGAUUAUAGUUUCAUAUCAGGAAACGAACUUUCGGGACCAAUUGGUCGAAUCACUUCGCCUUUGUAUCCUCUCUUAUACAAAACUCCGGGUACUUAUUCGUGGCGAAUCACCGUUGAAGUCGGAUAUGUCAUUCAAUUGGAAUUGAAAGAAAUAAUUUUAGAGAAUUUCGAUUUAAGUUGUGAAAGUUCGUUGAAGAUCUAUGAUGGUUACAAUGACGAAGCACCGAUCUUGUUGGAACAAUGUUCUCGCGUGGCACCUCCACCAUUCGAAACUUCGAGUAACAUGGUUUACAUCGUUAUGAAAACUUAUUCCGGUGGAUUUGGCGAUAAAUUUGAUCUUAACUGGCUUCAAAUACCAAAAUCUAUCGUCGAUGAAAAGAAAAUGAAGGAAAUUAAACUCUCGAAAUGUAGCGAAGAAAUGGCCUUGACAAACGAGGGCAAUAGUAGUUAUAUGUUCUGGUCUCCUGGUUGGCCACAUGGUUACGAAGAUAAUCUUGAAUGUUCUUGGAUCUUUACUUCACCUCCGGGAACUCAUCUUGUCCUAAGAAUAAUGUCGAUAAACUUGGAAGAAAGUCCCGAUUGUAUAGCUGAUUACGUAGCCGUUUAUUCGGGAAAUGCCAUAACUUCAACGGAAAAUAGUGUCCUCGAAAAAAAAUUGUGUCUCUUCAAUGAAACUUGGAUCAAGAUAACAACGAAAAAUGUCAUGACAGUCAAAUUUAUUUCAGACACCUAUCUCAAUAAGACUGGCUUUAAAGCUCAAGUUUACAGAGAAUGCGGUGGAGAUUUAACGGGACCAAACGGAGUGAUAGAUUUCAAUAAUAAAACUAUUAUAAGUGGAUUAAGUAUUUGGCGUUUCUCAUGCGAAUGGGUCGUCACCGUGAGACCUGGUAAAACUAUACAAGUUGAAAUCCAUGAUCUGUCCACGUUAGAAACACAAAAUAAUACGUGUAGAUAUAAUUAUAUUAUGUUGAAAAAUGGAGGAGAUGCUUCUUCUCCUUUACUAGGAACUGGAAAAUAUUGCAGUGACAUAGUAUCUGGACCUUUAGAAACGAUCGGAAACAAGCUUUACGUUCGAGCUGUUGGUCGUGCUAAAAAUCUAAUGUUUAAAUUAACAUAUAGAGAAAUGAGUAUGAAUUGUGGCGGUGAAUUCAUCUUAUCGAAUGAACAGAAGGAUAUAGAGAUCAGUACUCCAAAUUAUCCAAACAUUCCACAUCCUCAUAGCGAAUGUGUUUGGAAGAUCAUGGCGGUUAACGGAGAAAAAAUUUCCAUUCAUUUCAUAGAUAGAUUUGAUUUGUCUUCCAAUAUAAACUGCGAAAAUGAAUACGUUGAAAUAAGAGACGGUGGAACGGACAGUUCGCAAUUAUUAGGACGAUUUUGCAAAGACAUAGCACCUAGCACUAUGACGACGAAAGGAAACAUGAUGUAUAUACAUUUUUAUACUGACGUACCUGAUCCAAAGAAUGGUUUUAAGGCUGUCAUUGUAUCUGGUGAUAUGUGUGGUGGUAUUCUGAGAAGUACGCAAGGUACUCUUAGUUCGCCGGAUUAUCCUCACUCAUACCCUAAAAAAGAAAUCUGUGGAUGGUGGAUAAUCGGUCCACAGGAUCACACCUUGAAAAUUCAAUUCCGUGAUUUGCAUCUUCCAACACGGCGUAAUUGUAAAACAGCUGAUUACGUUGAAAUCUCCGAACAAAUUCCUGGGAAUAAAUCAGAAGUCGAAAUUCUCGGAACAUAUUGCGGAACUCAACUGCCGAAUGUCAUUCAGACAACCUUGAACGAGGCCUUUGUCACUUUCCAUAGUGACGAUCGAGAUUACAUUUCUUUCAGAGGCUUUAGCUUAAACUUUACAUCUAAUUUGGAGGUUUGCGGUGGUGAAAUUACCGCAUUGAGCGGUAUAAUAAAAUCACCUGGAUAUCCAAAUGUAAUAACACGUUCCAGAUAUUGUGAUUGGAGAAUCAAACUACCGUUAGGCUAUCAAGUACUAGUGGAAAUUAUAGAUCUUGGUGCCGUCGAUAAAUCUUUUAGAAACAGCUAUACAUUAUCGUUCUACAAUGAUUUCCAAUUCAAAACAAAAUUUAAAACGCUAAAGGAUAAUACAGAUCUAUCGCAAAUUAAAAGUAGUAGUAACACACUGAUGAUCAAUUAUUGGGCUCCAACUGGUUACAGAGGUUUUAAACUUCUAUAUUCGGCUGCUGCACCUGCUCCUUGCGGUGGAAUACUUACCGAUAUACAAGGUGAAAUAAAAGGUCCACCUGCUCCUUACAAUAUGUCCGCGUACUUAUGUGUAUGGCUGAUUAAACCACCAGAGAGUUUGAUCAAUUAUGGUAAUUACACGGGAUUAACACUGACCUUGAGAACCACUGGCGUUAUUAGUGAAUGCUACAGCUAUACUUCGAUUAGUAUCACAGAUAUUGGUAAAAUUUGUGGUAACAUAACAAAACCAAGAUACCUGAGAAGUCCAUUGAUCGAAAACGAAUUGAAAAUAUUAAAUAGCAGUAGUUCGAAUAUAAAAGGAAUACAAUUUAAUGUAACGUAUCAAUGGCAACCUUGCGGUGGCAUUCUCCAGGGCCCAUCUUAUAUAUCUCACAUUAUAACUAAUCCAAAGAAUAUUUCUUAUCCUAUAAAUUGCGCCUGGCAUGUAAAAUAUACGAACAUCGGUGAAAUGAUAAAUCUUUCCUUCACCAAAUUUGAUUUAGUUAGCAAUUGCGAAAUUGCUUAUAUUAUAGUCAGAAAUGGCGGGCCAAUGUCACCGAAAGUUGGUACUUUCUGUGGAAAUGUAUUACCGGCUGAUAUCUUAAGCAGUUCGAAUCAACUAUGGAUCGAAUAUUAUGCAUCAGCAGCACCUAACGAAUUUGAGAUCAAACUUCAAUUGGCCAAUCAUGGUUGCGGAGGUGCUUUACGAGAUUUUAGCAGAGAGAUUGCUUCUCCUCAAUUCCCGAAACAAUAUCCAAACAAUGCGGAAUGCACAUGGGAAAUAAUGGCGAAUAAUGGUUAUCAUAUAGAAUUGAGCUUUGUAAAUCGAUUCAAUUUGGAAACCAGCACUAAUUGCGAAAAAGAUUACAUACAGAUAUUUGAUUGGAAACCAAAACAUAAUAUUAUUUAUGGAAAUUGGACCGAAUUGGGUAAAGUUUGUGGAAGAGACACACCACAACCGUUUACUUCUACGACGAAUCGAAUGAAAGUUAUCUUUCGUUCGAAUGAAGCCAUACAAGCUGAUGGUUUUCGCGCAAUUUGGAACGAAAAUUGUGGUGGUGUCUUCACUGUAACCGAAGAACGAAAAAUAAUCGUAUCACCUGGAUAUCCGAACGACUAUCAGCCUAACUUAAAUUGCAAUUACACUCUCAUUGCCGAUAAUGACCAGGAUAUCAUCGUCCAAUUUCUUGAAUUUGAGAUCGAACGAAUUUGUCAUUUCGAUAAUUUGACCAUCAUCAGUCAGGAAUAUUCAUUUAUGGCUUCAAAAAAAGAAACUAGGUGUGGCAAUGACAUACCACCUAUACAAAGAUCAGCAUCUCGAAUGGAGAUCAUUUUCAAAACGGAUGCAUACAUUCAAAGGAAUGGUUUUGUAUUCACUUACUUUAUAAAUAAUUGUGGUGGGGUGAUAAACAAACCAACGGAAAUAAAACCUUUAAUGAAUGAGGACAAAUAUUUUGAUCAUAUAAAUUGCACUUGGUUGAUCCAAGCUCCGAAGGAUGACAGUAUAGUACUUCGAUUUGAAAAAUUCGUCACGGAAUCUACCGGAAGCUGCUAUUAUGAUUACGUUGCUGUUUAUGAGAGCGAAUUAAUCGAUUCGGAUAAAUUGAUUGGGAAAGUCUGCGGCAAUUUAACCAAAAAUUUACCCGUCUUCAAAACUGAUUCAAACUAUAUGGUAGUGAAUUUCGUUGCUGAUCAUUCGUUGAGUUAUGAAGGUUUCAUUGGGAAGAUCUUCUUCGGUAGUAGUCCUGCAGCUGGCUGCGGUGGUAUAGUGAAUCUAACCAGUGUCGCAUCAAUGAGUUUUAGAACUCAGAAAGGUGCAACGUACAAAUCGUUUGAAGAUUGUCAUUGGACGGUCUUGACUACAGCAGGAAAAAAUAUUAAAUUGACGAUAAAUAGUAUGGAUAUUAGAACCGAUCCAAGAAACGAUAAUGUUACUGAGGGAUGCCCCAACGAUUAUCUCGAAAUUCACGAUGGAGCAGGACAAUUUGCGGAAUUAUUGGGUAAAUACUGUGGAAGCUUACCACCUCCAGUAAUAAUUGCAAGCACAAACAAACUAUGGAUAAGAUUCUUCAGCGACGGUACUGUCGAAGGAGCCGGAGCAAUCGGAACUUUAGAAGCUCUAGAUUCACCUUGCGGAUUGACUUAUAGAAAGGCUAAUACAACGGCAGCUUAUAUAACGUCUCCUGGAUAUCCCAACUCAUAUGAGCCUGGUAUUCGUUGCCGUUGGACUGUAGAAAAUUCUAAUGAAUAUAGUGAUCUAAUGUUAGUUAGAUUAUUGGAAUUUAAUAUGACAAAUUCAAAAAAUUGCGAGGAUGAAUAUCUAGCGAUCUCAGAUUCCGAAAAUCGAAAAUACAUCGAUCAUGGAUUUGGUGAGAAUUUGAUUUUCUCUGGCACACAUUCAUAUGGAAUAAAUAUCGAAAUGGGAAGUAGCUAUGCCUUUUCGUCAUAUAAAUUUUGCGGAGAAGAAAAACCCUUCGAAUUUUAUAGUUCCAGCAAGGAAUUCAACAUCCGCUUUAAAACAUCCUCACGAGGAAAAGGUUUCAAACUGGAAUACAGCCUAUCUAAUUGCAACCGGAAUUAUACGGCAGAUGAAACUCAAGGUCGAAUCAUUCAUCAAGGAUUCGUAAACUGCUGGAUCACGAUCACUACCUUGCCAAAUCGUACGAUCUCUCUAUACUUUAAUAACUUCAGGCUAUACGAUCAGGAAGGAUGUACGGGUAGUGCUCUACAGAUUCGCGAAGGAGAUUUUAGUGGCAAUGUUUUGGCCACAUUUUGCGGUUUGGAAAGUCCAAGUCCAAUUUUCAGUACAAGCAAUAAACUCAGUCUACAUUCCUGGUCAUCAGAAAAUAGCAAUUAUGAGAGCUAUGAUAUAACUUAUGUUACCACAGACGCAGGACGUGGUUGUGGUGGUACCAUAUUCAAUUAUGGCGGUACUUUCACUUCGCCAUUAUACCCAGAUAUUUAUCGAAAUAAUACUGUGUGUGUUUGGGACGUGAGCGUACCUCGAGGAUUCAAAAUUUUUCUCAAAUUCACAGUCUUCGAUAUUGGCACCAAAAAAACUUGCGAGCGUAAUAACGUGAAAAUUUACGAUUCCAUUAAUGGCGGAGAACGUUUGUUAAGAAAUACUUACUGUGGAGGGGACGAUCCAGCGAGAUUCGAAGCAGAAGGGAAUAGAAUUCUUGUCGAAUAUACUUCGACAAUGAAUAAUAUUGGAACUGGUUGGGUUGCAGUUUUUAUGGCCCAAUCCAUUUCACAUCCGAUUGAGAUAGGUGAUUGGUGAUUAUGGACUUGUAUUAAGACUAGAAAUUGUGACAUUGUAAAUAAUAACUCAGUUAGAUAUAUUUUAAACUUGAUAAUAUAAUGUAAAUAGAUUAAAAUAAAUAACAAUGUGCUCAAAUAUUCAUCUUGCCCUUAAAUUUCGAGUAGAUUUGAAUCGAUUUCUCUCGAAGAAAAACAAACAAUUAAAUGAUUAAGAAGUCUUUCUCUCUAUCUUCUUUUGUCUAUCACAACAAAGAUCUUCUUGGGGAACUUUAAACAUCGACAUUAACCUCUUCAUCGAAGUUCUCCUUGUUAAAACAACAAUCAUGUUCUUCAAAAUUCUCAUUUUCUUCGCAUUCGACUUUAUCUUCCGACACCAACGUCGAUUCUUUCUCUUCUUCCUUAUAAUUAAACUCUUCUAUUUCUCCAUUAAUCUUAUUGUCUACAUGACGAGUCUUAUUUUCGGAUGUCCCAUCCUUAUCUUUUUCUAUAUCAUUUGCAUUAAUAGAAUCUUCGGCGUUCGAUUCCUCUACCUUUUUGUUCUUCAAAUGUUGACACUGGCUCUUUUUUUUCGUCUUUUUGUCAAGCUUAAGCUUCUUAUUUGAUUUAAUUUCUUUCGUGGAAUCAAUGUUAUCCGCAUAAAUCGUGGACUUCGAUUUACUAUGAAUUUUAUUUUUUUCAACCUUAGGAUCUUCAGGUUCUCCGCUGUUAAUAUUGACCAUCUUCGAUUUUUUCUUUUUUUUAUCUUGAUUUUUCAAUUUUUUCGAAUCACGUUCUGUCUCUGUCUUUAUCUCCGCUUUCGUCUCCGCUUCCGUCUCCGCCUCUGUCUCCGACUCCGUCUUCUUUUCCUUCACCUUCUUCUCCUUCAACAUCUUGUUCUCUUCUUCUAAAUCCCUCGGACGCCUUCUAUUAUGCUGUUUAUUCUUCGAGUUUAAAUCUUUAUUCUUGUAUUUUUCCUUCGCGUGUCGUACCUUCUUAUCAUGAUCAGCUUUAACUUCUCCAUUUUUAUUAUGUCCAUUCUUUGACUUUGUCGUGUGAUGCGACUUUUGUGACUCCUUCAAUCCAUCCAAAGAAUUUGGCUCGGAAAAAGAAGAAAUCUUUUUCUUCUUUUUCGAUUUAUCGUGCCCCUUUAAGUCUCUCCCUUCCUUU